CAGGUGCAGCGAUGUACCAUGAUGGUGGCGAAGAGCUAAGGGAAAGACACGGCUGCACUGAUGUGCCAUGUUGCCUAGUCUUUCUCGGGAGUCUGGUGGGACUCGGUUGCCUCUUCAGCUAUGGCGUAAGCCACGGGAACCUGGACAAGCUUUAUCACGGAAUCGAUUACAGGGGCAGGAUCUGUGGCAUUGAUGUCCCCGGCAAGCCAUACUUGUUUUGGUGCAUGAACUCCGCCAUGGCAGGGGCGUCGUUGUCGUUGAACUUGAAAGAGCCGAUCUGCGUGGAGAGCUGCCCGGGAGUCCAAGCGACGGGGGGUCUCUAUGCCCCAGCCACGGAGUGUAAGCAGGUGUCUGCUGCUCAGCAGAUCAACUCCUACAAGACCAUGGUGGUCAUGAACCGCUACUGCUUUCCGGACACAUCUGGUCUAAUGAAGGGUGCUGCUGAUUCCCUGCAAGCGGGACUAGAGAAUCAGCACACGGAGCGCUUCUUAGAACAAGUGGCGUCGAUUCCAAGUGCCUGGCCGGUUCUACUGCUCACCUUCUUUGUGGCGAUUCUGCUGGGGUACGUAUAUUUGGCAGCGUUGCGCCACUGUGCCUCUGUUCUCAUUUGGUUGGUGAUGGCGUUUUCGAUCUGCAGCUCAGCCUUUUUGGGCGUCUACCUUUGGGCCAAUGCUGGGCUGUUGUCGAAGCACCUGCCGCCAGAUGUUGUGCCACCUGAAGGCUUUGGAAAAGAUGAGGAGACUGCAACGAAGGUCGUGGCGGUGCUGUGUUGGGUCAGUUGCGGCGUCUCUAUCUGCAUCGCCUGUUGCUGCCACUCGAGCAUCCAGGCUGCAGUGGAUUGCAUAGAAGCAGCUUGCGAGGCGAUCUAUGAGAUGUCGUCCUUGCUUCUGGCACCGAUCUUCAAGGCCAUUGUGCAAGCAGUCGCCUUUGCUCUCCUGCUCUGGGGCUUCUUUGCUCUACUGUCAACAGCAGAAGUGUCUGAACCCAAAGAAGGAACGGUGGUUGAUGCUCUGUCUGGACAGAUACAGGGAGUGGCACGGCAUUUGCAUCUGACCACGGAGCAGAAGAUCAUGGUGGUGGCGUACUUUUUCAUCGCCGUUUGGAUCGAAAUGUGGCUGCACGCCCUGUACCAAUUUGUCAUCGCGUAUGCCAUGGCGGAGUAUCACUUGUCGCCUGAAGAUCAUGAGGGCUACAGAGAAAUCGGAGGUGGCUGCUGCGCUUUGACAGAUGGCAUUCAGGUGGGAUUGCUUUGUCACGCUGGCUCGCUGGCGAUGGGUUCUUUCCUGGUGACUGCCUUCUUCGUCCUGCAAGUCCUGGUGAACAUCUUUGAAGCCGCCAACAAGGAGGAGACCGAGAACCCUUGCGCGAAGUGUUUGCUCAACUGCGUGAAGUGCUGCCUGGCUUGCUUCGAGAAGAUUGUGGAGUUCUUGAACAAGAAUGCUUAUGUGGAUAUUGCUAUGACUUCGAACGAUUAUUGCACUGCGGUGAGGGAAGCGAUUGGAGUGAUUAGUCGGCUGCCAGUGGCUAUGGCUGUUCUCAACGGUGCCACUGUAGUCUUUACUCUCUUCGGUUGCCUUUUCACUGUCAUUUGUUGUGCCGCGUUUACUUUCUUCCUCACAACAUCAGAGACCUUUUCGGCGCCAGAUUCGAUGUUUUUCGUCGAUGCGCCAGUAGCUGUUGCGAUUUCGGGGGGCAUCAUCGGCGGUCUCGUUUCGUUGUGUUUUAUGACCAUCUUGGACAUGUCGACAGAUGCCCUCCUGUACUACUACGGUUUGGAUUGGAACGACAACAAACGCGGCCACGACAGCAAUGCCCCCAACAGCAUCAAGGAGCUGGUUCAUGGUGAUCGAAGGUAGAACAAAGCAGCAGAAGGUCAAACUUCAGUACCAAAGUUGCAUAUAGCAACCUAUAUGGUUAGUAUAUAGUUGGGUAAAGCAUCGUAAAGCG
Molecule: messenger RNA, 1947 nt
Organism: Cladocopium goreaui
Lineage: Eukaryota; Dinophyceae; Suessiales; Symbiodiniaceae
Source: the annotation of a GenBank genome assembly